Molecule: messenger RNA, 1493 nt
Organism: Sitodiplosis mosellana (orange wheat blossom midge)
Lineage: Eukaryota; Metazoa; Arthropoda; Insecta; Diptera; Cecidomyiidae
Product: trans-1,2-dihydrobenzene-1,2-diol dehydrogenase-like
Exons: 3
Coding region: 88-1086 (332 amino acids)
Molecular function (GO): nucleotide binding
Source: RefSeq, a predicted model, not a curated record
UGAUUUAUUCAGAAGCAGCUUAUCGGUCGAUAAAAAACGAAGUAAAUUUUAUUCUGUUUGAAAAGAAAAAAAUUCUAUUACCAAAAAAUGGCUUUAAAGUGGGGUUUUGCAGCUGCUGGAAAAAUAUCGCAUGAUUUUGUGACGGCCUUAGGAACAUUGAAUGAGACUGAUCAUCAAGUGGUUGCUGUAACCGAUCCAUUUUGUUCAUCGCAAGAGUUUGCCGAUCGUUUUGGCAUUCCUAAAGCAUACAGCACUUAUUUGGAGUUAGCUCAAGAUGCAAAUGUUGAAGUGGUGCAUAUCGGUGUAUUAAAUCCAAAACAUUUGGAAGUUGCUCUGUUGAUGCUCGAGCAUGGAAAGCACGUUUUGCUCGAAAAACCAUUAUGCAUGAACGAGAAACAAGCGCGUCAAUUAAUUGCAUUCGCCGAACAAAAGAAACUCUUUUUGAUGGAAGCGAUUUGGUCGCGAUUUCUUCCAAGCAAUCUGUAUGUUCGCCAACAGAUUGAGAGUGGUGUACUUGGUGAAAUUACCUCGGUCGAAGUUGAAUUUGGUUUCGAAGGAUUGGAUAAGCUUGAACGAAUUUCGAGGAAAGAUUUGGGAGGCGGAUCACUUUUGGAUUUGGGAGUAUACACGAUUAUUUAUUGUCAAUUCGUAUUCCAAAAACAACCAUUAUCGGUUGUUGCAACGGGAACAUUAAACAAAGAUGGAGUUGACCUUGAAAUGUGCGGUGAAAUUCGGUACGGCGACAAUAAAGUGGGCAAAAUCAAAUCAAGUGUUGUGAAAUCUUUGAGCAAUACGGCAAAAAUUAUUGGAACUAAAGGCCAAAUAACGAUUCCCAACUUUUGGUCGUCUUUUUCACUCAUCGAUGUGGAUGGAAGUGAGAAAAAUUGGCCGUUGCCAGAAGCAAAGCACGCUUUCAAUUAUACCAAUAGCUGUGGUUUAAGAUACGAAGCUGAAGAAGUUCGUCGAUGCAUUCGUGCAGGCAAAAUGGAAAGCGAGUCUGUCACCCAUAAAGAAAGUCUAUUGUUCCUUCGCAUCGCCGAUGAAGUCCGAAAACAAAUCGGUGUCAAAUUUCCGCAGGACGAUUAAGAUGUCCAUAUAUACUCACUGUCAUUACUUUAAAACACCGAAGUAAAACAAUCAGAAAACGCAAUGAAAUAUCUAAAUAUCGCCUACAGAAGUAGUUUUUAUUAAUGAAUGUUGGGAUUCGUUUCAACAUUUCUACUCUUUAUUCGAUUUAUAUUACAACCUUCCUAACAAUCACUCAGAGAUGCAGAAAAUAUGCGUUAAGGCGAUGUUGAUUGGCAUCGAUUCGGGGAAAUGCAUUGGCCAUUAAUGCGAUCCGGUUUGCAUUCUGGCAUGCACGAAUUCAACGUUUCAUCCAAAUGGUAAUUUUCAUUACAGGCGCAUUUAUUUGGGGCAAUACAUUUUCCAUUCGGGCAAUUUGAUUCACAAAUUGGAUCGCAUUUAUUUUGAUCGGCAUCCCACUGAUAAUC